AAUGAAAGAUGAUCAAGUUUUAGAACGAAGUCCUUAAGAUACAUUAAGAAUUCCACCACGAUUAUCGAUGAUGGAGAAAAAAUGUAGUGGUCGUUUUACAUUUGUGAAGACGUAAGCUGAAGAACAAAAAGAAGUAAUUCAAAACAAUAUGAAUCGAAUAAAAUAACAAUUCAGAUGUAAAUGGUUGUAUAAAGCAUAGGUUAACUGAAUCAUAUAAUAAAUAAACCUAUUCAAUCUCUAUAAAUAAGAGAAGAACAAUUAUUUGAAUUAGGUAAAAAAUUGGAUAUUGAAAUAACUCCAAGCGAUGUUGAAAACAUUGUACCAAACACAAAAGAGUUUUUUGAAGAGUAUGAGAUGCAUGAAAGAUUAGGUGAAGGUUGUUUAGGUUUAGUAAAGAAAGUUGUUUAGAAAAGAACAGGACAAGAAUUUGCAGUAAAAAUUGUGGCUACCUAAGAUGAUGAGAUAAUUAGAAAUGUAAUUGAUUUAUGAAAAUGUUUAGAUGAUUAAUGAAUUUAAGAGACUAAUAAAAUUAUCGCAUGGCAAUAUAGUUAAAGCAUAUAAAAUGUAUUUAGAUUUCGAUAAUGGAUUCUAAUCUGAAAGUUAGGCUUAUGUGAUUAUGGAGCUUAUAAAGGGUAAAGAGAUGUUCGAAGUAAUAAAUGAGACUGGACAUUAUAGUGAACAUGAUGCAAAGGAAUUAUUCAAAUAAUUACUUAGUGCUAUUGAAUAUAUGCAUAGAAAUGGCAUUUGUCAUAGAGAUUUAAAACCUAAUAAUAUUUUAUGUGUUUCAGGUAUGUGUUAGUAGAAUUUAUGAAAUAGAUAAAAAACUGAUAAAAGUCACUGAUUUCAAUGUGAGUAAAUUUAGUGAUUCUUACAAAGAGUUUGGUAAUCUUUAGGAUACUGAAAAGAUAGAAAUGUGGACCUAUACAGGAACAGUAGCAUUUUCGGCACCAGAAAUAUUUACUGGUGAAGGAUAUAAGUAAUAAAUUUAAUUUAAUUAGUUAAAUGGUUGAUAUGUGGAGUGCAGGUUGUAUUUUAUAUUCAAUGUUAUCAGGAUAAUUGCCAUUCAAUGCAGAUUAGUAAAUAUUAUAAUUUAAUAUUAUAAGUUUAAAUGAUUUAAUUGAAUCAAUAAAGGAAGCCAAAUAUGAAUUUCCUGAAGAAACUUUCUAAGAAGUAUCUAGUCAAGCUAAAGAUUUAAUUCAAUAAUUAUUACAAAAAGAUCCAGCUCUUAGACCACAUCCAGAUGAAGCACUUAAUCAUCCAUGGUUUGCAGAAAUAAUUGUAAGAAAAAGUUUAAGACAUCUUACUAUUAAUAAAAAUAUUUCUCAUCUCUCUUCUAGAAACUCUAAUAAAUUAAAAUAAAGAACUAUCCUUUUAAAUAGGGGACUUUAAGCAGGCUCUAGUGAUGGUGAUGAGGGAUAUAAUAUUUAAGACAUGAAAAUUAAAGGCAUUGCUAGAAAAAGUCUUUUUAAUACUGCUAUUGCCCCAUUAGAGCUAUAAUCAGAUAAUAAAUACCUAAAAGUAUAAAAUGGAAUGCUUCGCAAAUCAAAUACCACUCAUAUUAAUGAUUUUUUAUAAAAUGAUGAAUAGUGA
Molecule: messenger RNA, 1590 nt
Organism: Paramecium sonneborni
Lineage: Eukaryota; Ciliophora; Oligohymenophorea; Peniculida; Parameciidae
Source: the annotation of a GenBank genome assembly